Messenger RNA from Nyctereutes procyonoides (raccoon dog), 2940 nucleotides. RefSeq names its product zinc finger DHHC-type palmitoyltransferase 15 (gene ZDHHC15). The transcript has 12 exons. Gene Ontology annotation, cellular component: Golgi apparatus; endoplasmic reticulum. Lineage: Eukaryota; Metazoa; Chordata; Mammalia; Carnivora; Canidae. Gene Ontology annotation, molecular function: protein-cysteine S-palmitoyltransferase activity. Gene Ontology annotation, biological process: peptidyl-L-cysteine S-palmitoylation; protein targeting to membrane; synaptic vesicle maturation. The record is from RefSeq and is a predicted model, not a curated record. The coding region runs from base 183 to 1196 and encodes 337 amino acids.
UACUGUGCCGGGCCGAGCUCACUCUGCCCUGCAGCCUUACAGGUGGUUUUGGCUUGGUGAGACAGUUCCCGCCAGGCUAGGCAGUGGAGCGCCGCACAGCGCGCCUUCUGGCCUCCCAGCUGCCUGCCAGGCAGUUCCGACCCAGCGCCAGCAGGCCUGCUCGGUCGAUCUUCGAUCCAAAGAUGCGGCGGGGCUGGAAGAUGUCUCUGGCCGGGGGGCUGCGGUGCUGCCGCCGACUACUUUCCUGGGUGCCAGUGCUCGUUAUUGUCCUCGUUGUGCUUUGGUCCUACUAUGCCUACGUCUUUGAACUCUGCCUGGUAACUGUUUUGAGCCCAGCAGAAAAAGUUAUCUACCUCAUAUUCUACCAUGCCAUCUUUGUGUUCUUUACCUGGACCUACUGGAAGUCCAUAUUUACACUCCCACAACAGCCAAAUCAGAAGUUCCACUUGUCCUAUUCAGACAAGGAACGCUAUGAAAAUGAAGAGAGACCUGAGGUCCAGAAGCAGAUGCUCGUCGAUAUGGCCAAAAAGCUACCGGUUUACACAAGAACUGGGAGUGGAGCUGUUAGAUUCUGUGACAGGUGCCAUUUGAUCAAGCCGGAUCGCUGCCACCACUGCUCUGUCUGUGCCAUGUGUGUAUUAAAAAUGGACCAUCACUGCCCUUGGGUUAAUAAUUGCAUUGGAUUUUCCAACUACAAAUUCUUUCUUCAGUUCUUAGCUUAUUCUGUUCUCUACUGCCUGUAUAUUGCUACAACAGUCUUCAACUAUUUCAUCAAAUACUGGAGAGGGGAAUUGCCCAGUGUCCGCUCAAAGUUCCAUGUUCUUUUCCUCCUCUUUGUGGCCUGCAUGUUUUUUGUCAGCCUUGUGAUUCUCUUUGGUUACCAUUGUUGGCUUGUCAGCAGAAACAAAACCACCUUAGAGGCCUUCUGUACUCCAGUGUUUACAAGUGGCCCAGAGAAAAAUGGGUUCAACCUUGGCUUCAUCAAAAAUAUCCAGCAGGUGUUUGGAGAUAACAAGAAGUUCUGGUUAAUACCUAUUGGUUCCAGCCCUGGUGAUGGACACUCCUUCCCUAUGAGGUCUAUGAAUGAGUCACAGAACCCACUGCUAGCAAAUGAAGAGCCUUGGGAAGACAAUGAAGAUGAAAACCGAGAUUAUCCAGAAGCUUCAUCAUCUCUCACCAUGGAAACAGAAACAUAGUAGUUUACACAUUUCCUGCAUCUCUCAGGGCCUUCCAUCUCCCAUGAGGCUUACAGAGUUCAAUGUUGGGAACCAUUUUAAUCUUCAAAAUAAGUCACCAUGGUGGAUUGAAAGCUUCCAUCAAACUUGCUGCGCAGAUAGAUGUUUCAGGACAAGUUAUUUGUUUACUAACUGAAGUCAUCAAUCUAGUAGCAAUUAAUUCAAACCAGUCUUCCUCUCUUUCUUCAUUUUACCUCUCCAAUCUGUAAAAACCUAAAUGUAACAUAUAUACCUUUCCAGAGGCUCUUUUUAUUCCUCUUCUCAGGUAAAGAGGAAUUCAAGGGAUCCCUGGGUGGCGCAGCGGUUUGGCGCCUGUCUUUGGCCCAGGGCACCAUCCUGGAGCCUGCUUCUCCCUCUGCCUGUGUCUCUGCCUCUCUCUUUCUCUCUCUGUGUGACUAUCAUAAAUAAAUUUAAAAAAAAAGAGGAAUUCAAAAAGACUUCCAUGGAGUCUCUAACUCCCCUGGAAAGACUAUUAAUUAUAUUUAUAAGAUCUUUGUGGUAUUGAGGGGAAAAAGACUGUGUUUGCUACUUGUGUGCCUGUGCAUUUAUAAGCAUGCAUAUGUGCAGCAUAUUUACACAAAAUUCUGCAGUGGUGUUGUGAAAAUCAAGGUUAAAAAAAAACAAGGUUUUUAUUCAAUCCUACUGUCUUCCCUAAAUAGCAAUAUAAAUAUUUGCUGGGCUGUGAAUACCAUCCCUAUAUCAGAUAUCUAAAAUUCAAAAGGCAGAAUCAACAUACCAUAAUCAAGGUCCUCAAACUGGGAAUUGAACAACAAUGCAAAGCCUAUUCUUUGUCAUAAAUGUAUGAUGUUCCUGAAAACACCACAACUAACUGAGAAGAUCAGAUUUCCACUUUAUUAAACAUAAGUAUUGGUGUUUUAAAGACUUUUAAUGUAGGCUAUAGUAAAAUUCUCCAGUUACUUUUAUUAUUUUCUCUGCUACCUAGAUUUAUUUUUGUCUAUAUGAAUUGUUCUUAUGAUAAAAAAAAAACUAUACUCCGAAGUCAUGCACCAUAGAUUUUGUUAAGGGGCUUAAGGGUAGUUUUCAAGUUUAAUUACAAUACUGUUCAUAGGGUAAAGUUUCAAAGUUGAAAUUAGCCUAAUGAUUAGCACUCAAGAUCUGUGGUUUCACAACAGGCGGUUAAUGUACAGAUAAUGAUAACCUAAUAGUAAUAUGCCAAUACUUUCUUUUUCUUUUUUUCUAGAUUCAGUGGUAAUUUAGCCAUUAAGGUAGUUUACAUUCAUUUCUGCAUUUAUUUAUAAUCAGCCUUUCUUUUAGUCCUAGUGCCUGAAUUAAUGAGUAUGAACACUAAUGCUGAAUCUUUAUAAUAACAAUACCUAAGAGCAUUGAUGUUAUUCAUUUCUCAGUCAGUGUUCUAGUGCCCAGCUGCCAGCAGUAGAAGUCCCAACUCUUACAGAGAUUAGUGAGAGUUAGAGGCAUCUUACAGAUAUUAAGGAGUUGAGCUCUAGAAGGAUAUUAGGUUUACUAAGUAAUCCCCCACUAAAACCUUUUUGAGUAAAAGAAAAUUUACCUACCACAAACUAUUUGGUGUUCAGGCUUCAGUAGAGCUGAGAAAGUGAAAAAUUCAGCUACUUAAAGAAAUAAAAAACCUGUCCAUUUGUAUCUCCUAGGUGAUUUGGGGCCAGGUAAGACUUUUAGCAUAAAUUAAAUGGAUUGUGUCAGUGUUUCAUUUGAGAGAAUACUAGAC